Messenger RNA from Alosa alosa (allis shad), 2265 nucleotides. Its product is annotated as UDP-glucuronosyltransferase 2C1-like. Gene Ontology annotation, molecular function: UDP-glycosyltransferase activity. NCBI's taxonomy places the organism in Eukaryota, Metazoa, Chordata, Actinopteri, Clupeiformes, Clupeidae. The transcript is spliced from 8 exons. The record is from RefSeq and is a predicted model, not a curated record. The coding region runs from base 482 to 2068 and encodes 528 amino acids.
GCGCUGUGACAUCGGAGGGGGUGGGGUGGAGCACGGGCAGGCAGCCAUGAAGUGGACACAAAGAGGGAGAGAAAAGAAACUACAACAGAGACUUUUGAGACCUGAGCAGUGAUUCAGACGUGAUUCGCAUGGUGGAAUACUCCUCCCAUCCCCUCUCAUGUUGAGUGAGAAAAGGCACAGAAAACAGACUGACGGAUACCUGAAACUAACCCAAGCACUCCUACCUGCACGAUCUGCUGGCUCUCACUUUAGCAGCCAGUUUUGAAGCCCUGUUGGCAUCUCACCUAGUGCUGUUCUGAAGCCAUGCUCAGGUGUUUCUGAACGUGUCUUGAGUUUGGAGUACAGAACUCCACCACACCCCUUUCCUCACCAGCUCUGCUCAAAGUUCAUGCUUUACUCACUGAGCAAAUAAAUUAUUCCAUUGAACUGAUCACACCUUACAGUUCAACAUCAUUGUUUAUGACCAGUUGGAUUUGUCACCAUGAAAGGACUGUGUGUUUUUCUUGUGCUUUUUGCACUGUGCGUUGUACCUACGGUAAACUGUGGAAAUAUCUUGGUCUGGCACACUGAAGGAAGUCACUGGAUCAACAUGAAACCUGUGCUGGACACGCUGAUUGAGAGAGGUCACAAUGUCACCAUGCUGUUUCACAAUGCCUCAAUGUUCAUCGAUCCCAAGGAACACGCACAGUACAACCACCACCUGUUUAAUGUCUCAAUGUCCAUGUCUGAAAUUAAGGACUCUUUUGAAAAGAUCUUACAUUUUUUUAUGUAUGAGGUUUACAGCGGGAACUAUGUGAAGAUGUAUUGGAAGCUCUAUGAACUUUUGGAGCAAAAUUCGGCUAUUGGCCUUAAAAUGUGUGAUGGCAUUCUGCGGUCCGAAACUCUCAUGGAAAAACUGAAGCAGGGCAAAUAUGAUCUUGUGUUCGCUGAUCCUGUUUAUCCCUGCAGUGAACUGGUAGCUGAGAUUCUGCACAUACCCUUUGUGUACUCUCUGCGUUUCUCAAUAGCCAACACCAUGGAGAGACUCUGUGGAAUGCUGCCCGCUCCACCGUCAUAUGUUCCCGGCACUAUGGUCAAACUGACUGACAAGAUGACCCUCAUUGAAAGAAUCGUUAAUGUUGUGUUCUAUCUGGUGCAAGACACAACAUUUGGUCUCACGUGGAAACGUUAUGAUCAAUAUUACAGUGAAAUUUUAGGGAAUGCCACCUCUUUCUGUAAGCUAAUGGGCAAAGCUGACCUCUGGUUGAUUCGGACAUACUGGGACUUUGAUUAUCCCCACCCCAUCCUUCCUAACUUCAAAUACGUUGGAGGAAUUCACUGCAAACCUGCCAAACCCCUACCAAAGGACAUGGAGGAGUUUGUUCAGAGCUCUGGGGAUGAUGGGAUUGUGGUGUUCACUUUGGGAUCAAUGAUCACAAACCUCACCAAAGAGAAAAGCAAUAUCAUUGCCUCUGCCUUGGGGCAAAUCCCACAGAAGGUGUUGUGGAGGUACAAAGGAGAGAAGCCAGAGACUCUUGCUCCAAACACCAGGCUGUACGAAUGGAUCCCACAGAAUGACCUGCUGGGACACCCCAAAACCAGAGCUUUUGUCACCCACGGUGGGACCAAUGGGUUGUAUGAGGCCAUAUAUCAUGGUGUUCCCAUGGUGGGUAUUCCACUAUUUGGUGACCAGCCAGACAACAUGGUGCACAUGAAAGCCAAAGGAGCUGCUGUCAUCAUGGACUUCAACACCAUGCAGGCCAAAGACCUUUUGGACGGACUGAGGAAAGUGAUCAAUGAUCCAUCGUAUAAAGCCAGUGCCAUGAAACUGUCAAAAAUACACCAUGACAGACCCCAGACGCCAAGGGAUGAGGCCGUGUUUUGGAUAGAACAUGUGAUGCGCCAAAAGGGGGCGGAGCAUCUAAGAGUACAAGCCCAUAACCUCACUUGGUACCAGUACCACUGUCUUGAUGCAUUCACCAUUCUUAUUGGGAUAGUUAUACUGAUUCUCUAUGUGGUUUACAAGACUUGCCAGGUUUGUUUCAGGAGGUGCUGUUUAAGAUCAAAUCAAAAGAACAAACAAGAGUGAAUCAAUUUUAUAGGAUUUUUUAUUUGCAUUUUCUCAGUGUAUUUGGGGAGUUUUAAAACCAGAUCUGGCUCCAAAUAGCUGCAGCACUGUUUAUACAUUUUAUUUACUUGAACUUUUAUUUACUCAAGUUUUCUUGAGCUGGUGUCAAGGGCUGUUUUUCUCUUGCUCUGAAGUCAUCUAAAUGAUUGUUUUUUAUA